CUCCCCCAACCCCAACCCCAUCCCCAACCCCCUAGUGUUUUCACUUUCCAGGAUACUAUCGAUUAGAAGCCCAAUAUACAUCUCUCCCCCCCUCUCUCUCUUUAUAUGUUCUAGGGUUUGUUUCUUGAAUUCUGAUUCACCUCAUCGCCCGCCAGCAGAAAUUAUUCUUCUUCUCGUGGGUGGAGUAUUAGGGAUGGAGAUGAUGAACGGUGGUUUCAAAGUGUCGGAUGAAUUGUUGGGGACCUUUGCGCCCAUAAUUCUAUACUGGGCGUAUUCAGGGAUUUAUGUGUUGUUAGGGUCACUGGAGGGUUACAGGCUGCAUAGCAAGAAAGAUGAAGAUGAGAAGAAUUUGGUGCCCAAGAAGGAUGUGGUCAAAGGGGUUCUUCUUCAGCAAGCUGUUCAGGCUGUCGUCGCCACAAUCCUCUUUGCAGUCACUGGAAGCGACAGUGAAUCUGCACAAGCACAACAGUCUUCCCUUAUUGUUCUUGCUAGACGAUUUUUGGUUGCAAUGAUGGUGUUAGAUACCUGGCAGUACUUUAUGCACCGUUACAUGCAUCACAACAAGUUCUUGUACCGGCAUAUCCAUUCUCAACAUCACCGACUUGUUGUCCCAUAUGCUUUUGGAGCUUUGUACAACCACCCCUUGGAAGGUCUGCUUCUUGAUACAAUUGGUGGAGCUUUAGCUUUCCUUGUCUCAGGCAUGUCCCCUCGAGCUUCCAUCUUCUUCUUCUCAUUUGCUACCCUCAAAACAGUUGAUGAUCACUGUGGGUUAUGGUUACCUGGCAAUCUUUUCCACAUUUUCUUUAGAAACAACUCAGCAUAUCAUGAUAUUCAUCACCAGCUCUAUGGCAACAAAUAUAACUUUUCGCAGCCAUUCUUUGUGAUGUGGGAUCGGAUCCUUGGUACUUACAUGCCUUACUCACUGGAGAAGAGAACUAAUGGAGGAUUUGAAGCACGGCCCACUAAAGAUUGCAAGGAAAACUGACUAAAAUAAUCAUUUCCUGUAACAAUUGUGUAUCAGUAUAGGUUUUCGUUUUUCUUAUUUUUACAUUUUCUUGAGUGCUAUUAUGAAUCGUACAUAUCUAUACCUAUGCCAUGUUUUAUAACCAGCUCUUCUCGAUGUAAGCAUUUGAGGGAAUGAUGAAACUUGAAGUUUUUUCA
Molecule: messenger RNA, 1161 nt
Organism: Sesamum indicum (sesame)
Lineage: Eukaryota; Viridiplantae; Streptophyta; Magnoliopsida; Lamiales; Pedaliaceae
Product: sphinganine C4-monooxygenase 1
Biological process (GO): lipid biosynthetic process
Molecular function (GO): oxidoreductase activity; iron ion binding
Source: RefSeq, a predicted model, not a curated record